GGUAAGAACUGGAGUCCCUGGACAGCCAGCACCAUGUGGCUUAUCACUCCUCUGCUUUUGCCUAUUGAUGCCUCCCCGGAAAAAACGUGGUCGAACAGCCCCGAAAGCUCAGCUGCAAUUCCACCAACAACCAUUGGAGGGCCCCAGACACCACUACGGAGCACCACAGCUUCCAGUCACCCACACUCGUGAGGUACCCAGCAAGCCCAUUGACCACAGCACCGUCACAUCCUGGGUAAUUCCUGAAUUUGAUACCACAGCAGAAAGUUGCCUCCGGGACCAACGGAAACGUCAACGCCGAGACCAGCCCAGACGUGCAAGUCGCAAGUCUGUCUCUAAGUUCCCUCAUCUCAACUUUGAGAAUCCGGUGUUGCCUUUGAGUCUGGCCACAAGUGCAGUCCCGCCAGUCAAUGAGCACCCCAAACAUCUGGAAAAGAAGAUUAGUAAAAGAAGCCCUUUAGUGCCUGUGCUCAGUCCCCAGAGUUUUAGGGAGCCGUCAGAUCAGGCCUGCCAGAGCUUCCCUCACGUGUUCAUCCCCACUGGUCUCCAGACCCCAGAGCCAGCUUCUGUCAAACAGGGACUCCCUGCUCCGGCCCAGAGGGAAAACAACCUUCCUGUCUGCCCCUUGCAAGCUCGGACCCCAAAGAACACAGAGCCUGGGCCAGUUCUGGUUGAAGAUACCCCAGAAGAGAGUUAUGGGAUCAGAGUGACGUGGAGAAGGCGACGACAUUUGCUGGCCUACCUCCAGGAGAGAGGGAAGCUGAGCAGAAGCCAAAUUUAUGUGAAAAUCUGACCCGUCCAAGGGCCGGAGCCAAAGCACAGUGGGUAGGGCGUUUGCAAUGCCUGAAGCUGUCCCCACACCUUGAGCCAGGAAUUAAGCCCUAAGCACCACUGGGUGU
This is a messenger RNA of Suncus etruscus (white-toothed pygmy shrew), 899 nucleotides long. It is a transcript of the gene RHNO1, whose product is annotated as RAD9-HUS1-RAD1 interacting nuclear orphan 1. The record is from RefSeq and is a predicted model, not a curated record. Bases 68 to 793 code for a protein of 241 amino acids. The transcript has 2 exons. Gene Ontology annotation, biological process: cellular response to ionizing radiation; DNA damage checkpoint signaling; recombinational repair. Gene Ontology annotation, cellular component: chromosome; nucleus. Lineage: Eukaryota; Metazoa; Chordata; Mammalia; Eulipotyphla; Soricidae.